UAGAUAACUUCCUGUUCUGUUUUUUCCCCAAAUAUUGGAAAAUUACGAAGAUUCAACCAAAUGUGAUGUGUCGGGUGUCUGUUUUGCCAUUAUAAGCACACUACACUCUAAAGUUAUUCGUGUGUUUUUGCCUCCCUUUUCUAUCUGAUAUAUUUUACAAUACAGUAAACCAUAAAUCCAUACAUCACAUUAACGUUACCUGUCUUGACUUCACGCCCUCUUCCAACAUUCUCGCCCCGGAGUGAUUCAAGUCAUGCUAGCACAGCACCGGGUUGAGUCGUAAUACACGUUUUACUACGAUUUUUAAACCCAGCCACAGCCCCAGACAUGCCCGACACGGGUUCAAAAGUGUCUGAUCCACAGCAUUCCCAGAAACUCCUUCAGGUGCUGCGAUCCUUCUGGCAGGAGCAGAGCUUCCAUGAUGCACUGCUGGUGGUGGACGGAGAAGAACUUCCCGUUCAGAAGAAUAUUCUGGCUGCUGCAAGCCCUUAUAUAAGGACCAAGUUAAACUACAAUCCUCCAAAGGAAGAUGGCUCUAUGUACAGAAUUGAACUCCAGGGAGUCUCCAUGGAGACCAUGAAACAGAUCCUGGACUAUAUUUUCAGUGGUGAAAUCACACUGAGUGAGGAGAUGGUCCAGGACAUGGUGCAGGCUUCAGACUUGCUGCUCAUGACUGACCUCAAGUUACUGUGUUGCCAGUUUUUGGAGAGCUGCAUCACUGCUGAGAACUGCAUUGGUAUCCGUCUCUUCUCUCUUCAUUACUGUCUGUACCAUGUACACUAUGCUGCUACCGAGUUCCUACAGACACACUUCAGAGAUGUGGCUCUCACAGAGGAGUUUAGAGAGCUGCCUCAUGAACGGCUCUGUGAGAUCUUCUCUAUGGAGAAACUAAAUGUAGGCAAUGAGAAGUAUGUGCUGGAAGGGGCAGUGCGGUGGUUUGCUCAUGAUCCCGAGGAUCGCAGGGUACACAUGAGAGAGGUGAUGUCCACUGUGUGGACGCAGGGCCUAGACCUGAGUUACCUCAGAGAACAGGCACUGGGUGAGCCCCUGAUGAGAGAAGUGGUCAGAGACUACUGUCAAUCUGUAAUAGGGGCUGGGCAGCUGCAGGGAGAAGCGCUAUUGGCAUCAUUUAAACCUCGGGGCUACUCUGAGUGCAUUGUAAUUGCUGGAGGAGAAGAUCGCAAAACUCGGAAGCCGACUGCUGUGACCCGCUGCAUGUGCCCUCUAUAUGACCCCAACAGACAGGCCUGGAUAGAGCUGCAGCCCAUGAGCUCUCCCCGACUGGGACAUGGGAUGGUGUCUGCUGAGGGUUUUCUGUUUGUGAUGGGAGGGACAGAUGAACACAACAGGAUACUGGACACUGCAGAGAAAUACGAUCCCGAUACAAACAGCUGGAGCCCUGUACCACCAAUGCUGCAGGCCCGGCAGAACUUUGGUAUAGUGGAGUUGGACGGGCUGAUCUACAUCCUGGGAGGAGAGAAUGAGGUGAUGGAGCUGAUCUCUGUGGAAGUGUUUGACCCACACUUCAACACAUGGAAAACACAGACAGAUAUGACUAUGGUCCGCAAGAUUGGGUGUUAUGCAGCGAUGAACAAAAAGAUCUAUGCCAUGGGAGGGGGCUCCUAUGGGAAACUGUUUGACUCUGUGGAGUGCUUUGACCCAAAGACCCAGCAGUGGACUGGCCUGUGUCCCCUGAAGGAGAGGAGAUUUGGGUCUGUGGCGUGUGGCAUUGCACAGGAGCUGUAUGUGUUCGGAGGAGUCCGGAGCCAAGAAAAUGAGAAUCCAGAGCAGAGACAGAUGAUGACCUGCAAAUCUGAAUUUUACCAUGAUGAGCUGAGGAGAUGGAUGCUGUUGGACGACCAAAGUCUUUGUAUUCCGACCAGCUCUUCCUUUGUGUACGGGGCUGUGCCUAUCGGGCCAAACAUCUAUGUGGUUGGAGAUCUUGACACAGUUUUUUGUUUCUUACAGGUACUAGUUUUGACUACAUUCGUGAAUUUCGUAGAAGCACUGGAACCUGGCACCGGACCAAGCCUAUGUUGACCUCUGACCUGUCCAAAACCACCUGCACCUCACUGCGUUUCGCCAACUGUAAACUGUUCAGACUGCAACUGCACCAGGGCAUGUUCCGCAUCCGAGUGGGGCUCUGAUGGCAUACAGGCUCCUUCUUCAUAUACACACUGGUACAGUCUGGUUUGGAACAGGCCAAAGAACAUUUUUACCUUUUUAACUUUAUGUGCUAGAAUCAUGGUAUGUGUCCUGAAUUCUCAUUUGCUCGGUGAUGGGAAGAAGCCUAAAUAACAAACUGUAAUUGUAAUGCAGAGGGUUUGCGCUCUGAGGACUUUUCCUUUUGCACACCCUUUAUGUGACUGCUAACUAUUUGGUUUCUGGGUAUUUUUUAAACUCGUAAAACUAGAAUGAACUACUGUUGUACUACUAUCUUACUGUAAUCUACAAUGGAUCUCACUAGACAAGGUAGACCAGUUAAAAACAAGUAUUUAUUUUCACAGUAAUGCCUAAAAACAUCAGUGUUGAGCACAGUGCAGGCACUGUUUUAGUUCUUUUUUAAUGGAACUUUAAACAUGCUAGAGUUGUAUGACACUAGUAUGAUUAUUUUUUAUUUCUUCUGUAACCAUUUUAAAUGACAUGAGGGAAGUGACUAAUGGGGCAGACCUUAAGUAAUCAUCACUACUAUCUGUAAUAUGUCAGUGUGCAACUGUUAGAGUUAGAUAUGCAAACUUCACAGUGAUGCAAAAUGUAAACCGCCCUUCUUUGAAUGUGCCUCCAGCUAUUACUUAUGCAACAAUGAAACCUUGUUCAAACUAAAAAAAAGCAAUAACAAAAAAAUAAUUUAAAAUACAACUUUUCAAUCAUUUAUCUGUAAUACCCACCCCUUUAAUCACAGAAUCUUUAUAUUUACAUAACUCAACACAGGAACUGAUACAGAGGAAAACAGUCUCUUAAACAAUAUGCCUGUGUAAUCCCUCAGUAGUCCAGGUAAUUAAAUUUUUCUUUUGCUUUUAAACACUAGUGAAACAAGCUGGAGAUGAGUGUAGCAUCUCUUCAAGUCUGCCCUUUCCCAUGCACUGUGUGACGGGUGGACUCUAGAGCACAGGCACUUUACCUGAUAAUCACUUUUAUCAUGGACUGGGCUGAAGUGCAGAAAUAGACCUCAUGUCUGUCACUUCUGAGUGGCUCUAUGUGUUUGGCUGCCUGUGACCUUUGACCUUGCUUUCCAGUCAGGACACUUUUGGCAGCCAUUGACCCCCAUUUGUUCCUUCAGCUGCUGCUGUCUGUCGUCAGGUGCACACUCCAUCGUUCCCUGAAAGCGGCACUGUUUCAUUUCCAGUGGAACAUUGUCUUUGUUACUAUAGGCCUGUCAUGAUAACACAUUCUGAAGUGUGAUGUACUGCUAAAGUAAAUAUAUACACGAUAAACGAUAAUAUUGUAACUAAACCGUGAAGCUGAAUUAUUCCCCUUAAAAAGUACUUUAAAAGUACAAUAUUGUUAAAUAUAGUUGAGCUGCAAAUAAAUAAAUAAAGUUAUAAGUUCAUCAUUUUAGUUAAUAAUUCAGCCUUCAUCAGCUCAAAUCUUAUACUGCAGAAAAAAUAAUAAAAAAUUUCUCAGUAGUACAAAGAAAAGGUACACACAAAUAAAUAUUGACCCCCCCAAAUUAUUGUUCCAUCUGUCAUAUAUUGAACGAUAAGUCAAUAUAGUCAUUAUCAUGACAGGCCUAACAUUGGAGUUGUAGUUGGUGGCACAAUUUUGACUUGAAAGUUGAUGUAAAAACAAAUCAAAUCAGGUAUUUAUUACAACACUAAAUUCAUUGGGACCGCCUGCCUUAUGGAGACAAAAAUUAUGAAAUUUAUUAAGUAAUAGAUCAAUAGCAUAAUUUAAAGCAAUUAUUUCCAACGUGGGGGUCAGUAGUUAAAUUUGGGGACCCAAAAUACUUAGGGGGUCCCCAAGGGUUCUUAAAAAAGAGGGUCAAACUAGAUUGUGUGAAUUUUAAAGAAGGUAUGAUAUCUUAAUUCCUUCUAUAUAGUGUUUUAAAAUCAUUACUGUUAUGUAACAUCUUUUAAUCAAAAAUUAUAUUUUUGAUUUUUUAAUAUAAUUGUAUUUUCCCACUACAGUACAGUAACUAUUUGGGCAACCAACAUAUCAAAGGGCAAAAUAGGGGUUUCUGUAAGAAAAAGUUUGGGAACUACUGGGGAAGUUAAGAUGUGGGUUGGUGAUGUAAUGUAAUGUCCCCAAAAAGCAUAGAAUGUCCGUAUGUGUGUGUUUUUUUUUUUUUCUUAUACUGAAAAACUUCAGGUUAAUGUCCAUUAUUUGAUUUGUACACAAAAGUUUAAACUAUAGUAUCUUGUGUCACAGAAAUUAAUGUACUGAUAAAACUAGGAAAUGCUCCAUCAGGAAUAUUCAUAUUAACUUCAUAGUAGAAUUUUGUUUACUUUAUUGUGUAUUUUCACUGACAGAGGAGUUACUGUACCAGUGUUCAAAAAGAAUGUACAUUUUUUGUGUCACUGCUUCAUCACAAUUUUGUUCUACCAAAUCAAAUGCUACCUGGAGUGUAAUACAAAAAUAUACAAUUGUGUCUCAAUAGAGUGAUUCAUAUGCACACAGUCUUAAAAUCACCAUCUUACUCAGUAGUGUCCCAGAGUGUGCGUUGUUCAGAUCAAAAUGAAAGGGAAUAGUUAUCAGUUUGAGUUUGAAAUGUUCUUGUGUGAGACACUGCUGAGUUGUGAAAGAUGGGAGAGCAAUGGUUUUCUACUUUUUGUAACUUAUGCUUGAGCAACUCUUUGUAAACGUCAUCCAUGUGUCAUCCAUUCACGUCAGAGACAAUAAAGCAACUACUGGGAUAAA
This is a messenger RNA of Boleophthalmus pectinirostris (great blue-spotted mudskipper), 4857 nucleotides long. RefSeq names its product gigaxonin (gene gan). NCBI's taxonomy places the organism in Eukaryota, Metazoa, Chordata, Actinopteri, Gobiiformes, Gobiidae. The record is from RefSeq and is a predicted model, not a curated record. Gene Ontology annotation, biological process: protein ubiquitination; cytoskeleton organization; regulation of cytokinesis. Gene Ontology annotation, cellular component: Cul3-RING ubiquitin ligase complex. The coding region runs from base 328 to 2040 and encodes 570 amino acids. Gene Ontology annotation, molecular function: ubiquitin-protein transferase activity; cullin family protein binding. The transcript is spliced from 13 exons.